This is a messenger RNA of Fusarium redolens, 654 nucleotides long. RefSeq lists its product as uncharacterized. The transcript is spliced from 2 exons. Gene Ontology annotation, molecular function: protein binding. The record is from RefSeq and is a predicted model, not a curated record. Lineage: Eukaryota; Fungi; Ascomycota; Sordariomycetes; Hypocreales; Nectriaceae. The coding region runs from base 1 to 654 and encodes 217 amino acids.
AUGCAAUCUGAUUUAUAUCAUAGGGCACGGGAGGCUGAAGAGUUUACGGACUUUGUAUUCGUCUGUGAGGGACAGAAAAUACCGGUUCAUAAAGUCAUCAUAUGCACUCAGUCUCCAGUCUUACACGCCGCUUGCACUGGGUCAUUCAAGGAAGCGUCCGGAGAGUAUUGCAUAGAUGAUCAUCCUCUUGCAAUGGUGCGGCGACUGGUCGAUUACUUAUACACCGGUAAUUACGCCGAACAAAUCACCGAAACAGGCAUGGACGACCAGACCGAUGGUAUUUCUCCUCUUCGAGUACACGCAAUCAUGUUCGCGCUGGCAGAUAAAUACCUCAUCAAAGGGCUUCAAACCUUAUCGGCGGCUAAUUACGCAAAAGCAUUGGGUCAAGAGCCGAAUAUCUGCAACUUUAUCCGUUCUCUACCGGAUGUCUAUACUUUGACUCCGGACUCCUCGAGAAGACUCCGCGACGAGGCCCUCGAGUUCGCUAAGGCGAAGCUUGCAGUGUCUCUGGCCUCACCAGAGGCCAAAUGCAUUUACGACGAUCUGGCCGCUGAUAUCCCUGAAUUUAUUAAGGAGCUCCUCGAUUCAUUCUUACAACAGCCCUUGGUGGGAGGUUGUCACAAAUGUUUCGAUUGCAUCUUGGCCUCUAUGUGA